Molecule: messenger RNA, 3163 nt
Organism: Myxocyprinus asiaticus (Chinese sucker)
Lineage: Eukaryota; Metazoa; Chordata; Actinopteri; Cypriniformes; Catostomidae
Product: double-stranded RNA-specific editase B2-like
Exons: 8
Coding region: 1-1182 (393 amino acids)
Biological process (GO): RNA processing; adenosine to inosine editing
Cellular component (GO): nucleolus; cytoplasm
Molecular function (GO): double-stranded RNA binding; tRNA-specific adenosine deaminase activity; double-stranded RNA adenosine deaminase activity
Source: RefSeq, a predicted model, not a curated record
AUGGGCCGAAGCCCCUCUGGUGAAUGCAAAUGCAGGGAGUUUGCAGAUGAGAUAUUCAACCUGGUGCGAGAGAAAUACACAGAGCUGGCCGGCUGCUCCUCGCUGCUACAUGCGCGUCACAAAGGCCUGGCGGGCAUCGUCAUGACCAGAGGUCUGGAUCUGAGACAGGCUCAAGUGGUGGCGCUAUCUACCGGCACUAAAUGCAUUAAUGGAGAGUAUAUGAGUGACCAGGGACUGGUGGUAAAUGACUGUCAUGCAGAAAUCACGACCAGACGAGCACUGCUACGGUUCCUGUACUCUCAGCUAGAGUUACACCUCAGCAAGAGGAAAGAGGACUGGGAGCAAUCGAUCUUCGUACAGCACAAAGACUCCUGUUUGAGACUGAGAGAAAACAUCCUUUUCCACAUGUACAUCAGCACAUCACCCUGCGGGGACGCCCGUGUGAACUCGCCCUACGAAAUCACCUCUGAUUGGCAAAGUAACAGACACUUGGUGAAGAAGUUUCACAGUCACCUACGAACAAAGAUUGAAUCAGGGGAGGGAACGCUGCCCGUGAAGACCACAGGUCCCGUCCAGACGUGGGAUGGAGUUCUUCAGGGAGAACAGCUCAUCACCAUGUCUUGCACCGACAAGAUUUCCAGGUGGAAUGUGCUUGGCCUCCAGGGGGCGCUGCUCAGUCACUUUGUGGAGCCAGUGUAUCUGUACAGUCUGUCGGUGGGAAGCCUGAGACACACGGGUCACUUCUCCAGGAUGAUGAACCACAGGCAGGAGAUAGUUGGUCCUCUGCCCACCUGCUACCGCCACAACCAGCCUUUACUCAGCGGUCUGAGCAGGGAUGACUGCAGGCAGCAGGGGAAGUCUGUGUGUUUGAGUGUGAAUUGGACUGCAGGCGACUCACAAUUGGAGGUGCUCAAUGCAUCUACUGGAAAAAGAUGGGACUCCGGGGCUCUGUCCAGACUUUGCAAGCUUGCACUUUUUGCACGGUGGAUCAGACUCUACCGCAAGCUGGUGGUCCGUGGCACGAGUCAGAGUGGUACGUCACUAUUGUACUGUGAAGCGAAGCAGGCCGCUGGUACCUACCAGACUGUGAAGCUGCAGUGGCUGAAGGGUCUUCAGGAAGCGGGUUUAGGGACCUGGGUCAGGAAACCUCCUGAGCAGGAAAACUUUGCUGUGACUGUAUGAGUGUUGAAGCCUGAUCUGGUCGUGAUUGUCCCCUAACCACCAAAACCACCUUCAAUCUGCCAACCAAUUGCCACAGAGGCCCCUUCACACCCCCAGGGUACAGUCAACAAUGCUCCACUGAUAUAAAAUCUCCAGUGGGAGUCAACAAGGUUCAUUUCUAGAUGGUUAACCUAGUUAUGUGAAACUCUCGCGAGAUUCACAUUUGCUGCUACCAAGGUAAUUGUGAGGGAGUAGUGUUAUAGGAUGUUCAGGGUUCAAUGACAGUACGCUACCAAUGCUGCCGAUUGAGUGUAACUUGUAACCAUAAGUUAACACAGAAAAUGAUUUUGAUUCAUCCCUCAGUUUUUAUUUUAUUUUAUUUUAUUUUUUUAUGCAACAGCAGUAACACUUAGAAUGGAAGUAAAUAGAAGUAAUAUGUGUUAAAGAACUUCCAUAAACUGAGCUGUAAAAAUGUAUUGUCAUUUAAGUGGAACUACUUUUCUAUUGCAAGACUGACUUCUGGUUAUAAAUUCCUGACGUAAUUCCAGUAGGUAAUAUUAUGUCAGUUUCUGGUAUAAUUGCAUUGGUCCUCAUUCAAGAAACUUUCGUAAAGAUAUGAGUAAAUUUGUAAUUUGCGUGUAAAAUGGACCUUCCUGAAAACUUUUCACCAGAUUCACAAAUGCUUCGUAUUCCAAAGAUUUGUUAGUAAAACGUGUGCAUGUUAGUGAAUUCCAAACAUUCAUAAAGAGAGAGUGUGUGCACGAUUCAUUCACAAUUAUCGUAAUCCACGCCCAUGAAAACACCAUAUAGGGAAGGCACCUGACUUAAUAUCUAUGCAGAACAGUAAUGAAAUCUUUUGUGCAUUCACAUCGUAAAAUCUUUAUUUAGCAAGCACAAUAGCGUGUUAAAGAAAGUGAGGACUUUCAUUGCAUGUUUUUGCUGUCAUAUGAUGCUCUUUUGUGUGAUCAUACAGUUCAAGAAAUCAAUAAAAAUGGUUUGACGUGAGUGUAAAACAGUUGACGCCGGGAGUAGGAUGUCCAACACCAUUAACCUUCUCUGGUUCAUUUCGUAGAGCAUCGCCAAUUUCUGGGAAAAUCAUGAUGGUAACCGUGAUAUGCUUGCAACUGGAAGAAUCUUCAGAAAAAUUAAUAGAAUGCCUAAAGAAGAUCUUUGGCCGAAAAGCUGUAAGAUAUUACAGAUCUGCAAGCAAUACGACAGUGUACGGGCUUUUCCUAUUUUUUUCCCUGUUGUAGUGUGUUCGCACCUGCCUGCGAUGUGUUUAUUUAUGGAUUUAACAGCAUUAGCAUUGACAAUACCUUAUCAACUGAACGCGAUUUACCUACACUAUAUUUUGAAACCUAAAUUAUAAAGCUCAUAUCAAAUAAAAAACAAAACUGUCCAACCAGUCACAUUAGAGGGCAUUAUAUUUUUUUAGAAAAAUAAAGCACUUCUGCUGGAAAAACGAUAAGCAGAGUUGGGGAAAAAUUAUACUUUGAAAAAACGAAUUCAAGCAGUAAAGAAAUGUUUCUAAAUAAGUACAGGCUAUGGUUUAAAAAGAAAGCAAAAUCUUUUUUUUUUUUUCCACUAAUUUAUGUUUUUUUUUUUUUUUUAAGGUUAAUUUCAAUCCAUUAGUAAUUUUUUUUCAUUACUUAUUUAACUUCACUUUUAUCAAAACGUAGUCAUGACAGUUUGCCUGAAUGACCACAAGUUCGGAUGUCUUACACACAAUUUACAUGUGGUCGGAGCAGGUGUAAAUUUUGUUCGUACCAUCUAACGUUUGGAAUAUAUGAAAACUUUAAUGAAUCUGAGAAUUUACCCCAGAAAGGCUUUACAGACAAUUUACACAAAAAAUUGUUCUGCUCGUGUUUCAUGAAUGAGGCCCAUUGUGCUGAAGUUACUAGGUUACCGGCUUUAUGAGUUGAAAUUAUUCUCUGUGGUAAUCAACAUUAUGCCACAAAUGCUGUGGGUAGAUCUUAACUUGUAUUGAACCUGGAAUACUCCU